UUCCGAUUAAUAAAUAAUAAGAUGUAUCUAUUUUCUCGAAUGAAAUGAAUCUAUUUUAGGAAUGAAAAGAUAAGAAAAUACAAUAUAUCAUUUUAAAAUUGGCGCUACGAGAUACGAUAAACCGUAUAUUUCAUUGGUUGUUAUAUCUCAGCUGGAAUCAGCCAAUCAGCUUAAAUUUCUCUGCUCCGCAUGGUGGACAGCAGCGCGAUAACUUAUUGAAAUAGGUUAGGAUCUUUCCGUUAAGUAAUAUACACUACAUGAGUAUAUUCUUAUUUUGAUAAAUGCCGAUUUAAAUAAAACAUAACUAUACGAUAGAUAGAAACAGCAAAUAUUAAUAUGCAGAAUGCAACUUUAAAAUCUCGUAUUUUGAGAUCAUUGUGCAAUUGUAUGAUUGACAAACAAUUUAAUAGACAUUUCGGUGACAAUGUCAAAAAUAUCUUGGAAAAAGAGAAAAUCAUUCAUCCUUAUCGCAAAUUGCAUCCUUGGAAAUCUCAUGAAAGUUUUUCCAAGUAUUUGUUAAAAAAUAUUUUAUACAACAAAGAUGGAUUGGUUGCAAUAAAUAAACCAUAUGGAAUAUCUUCUAAAACGUCAAUUAUUAUAAACAAAAGGAAUCCUGAUAUUUAUGCUACAGUACCUAAUGGAGUAGAUUAUACCUUAGACAGUAGUAUGGAAUUUAUUGCUAAGGAAUUAGGAUACUCUAAAUUAGUUAUAGUUAAAACACCAGAAAAGUAUAUGAGCGGUGUAACACUGUUAGCAGCAAACGAUACAGUACAAAAAGCUAUCAAUUGUUCUUACAUAAAAUCAAUAGGAGAGAAUACUUUGAAUAAAACAUAUUGGAUUGUUACUGUAAGAGUACCAAAUGAAAUAAAAGGACACAAACGCUUGUGUAUGAAGAAACAGUUUAAUUCGUCUGGAUCCCAAAGCAAGAUACUCAUAGAAGAGAAAUGGAGUGAGAAUGCGAAGAAAAAAAGAAAAAUCAAAUUAUUAAAUAUCCAAUUUAAAAUCAUUUCCAAUUCAACUAAUAAUUUAAGUUCCUUAAUAGAAGUAAAAGCAUCGACUAUCAAAUGGCACGCUCUAAGAUUGUUUGCUUCUACCAGAUUAUAUGCUCCAAUUUUGGGAGAUAAUUUAUACGGAUCAAGAAUACAUAAAGUCGCAGGCGAAUGGUUAUUGGUAAAUCCAUUUGCAAAAGUAAAUAAUUAUUUACCAGCAAUUAGUUCUGAAUUAUUAGAAAUCUUAUAUUUAAAGAAAGCUAAGCAAGAAUUAAUACCUUGCCAUAUUCACGCACGAAGCGUAUUUUUACCAAAUAUCUCAAAAAAUGAAUCUUUGACGAUAGAAGCACCCUUAAUACCACCAUUAGACUGGACUUGCAGGCAGUUGCAAUUUAAAAACAUACCAGAAUUAGAAGAAAGUACAGAGUGCAAUGUUUCGUUGCAAUCUUGACGGGUACAAAGCCCCCACACAUAAUGGAAUAUUUUCAUCCUAAAUCAUAUUAUAUUUGUAAAUCAGAAAUGAUAAAAAAGAUCUCUUAACAUAAUCUUUAUUAAUAUUGUAUAAUAUUAAAUUAACAAACGCAAUAAAGUUAAUGACU
Molecule: messenger RNA, 1588 nt
Organism: Polistes canadensis
Lineage: Eukaryota; Metazoa; Arthropoda; Insecta; Hymenoptera; Vespidae
Product: RNA pseudouridylate synthase domain-containing protein 4-like
Exons: 5
Coding region: 337-1440 (367 amino acids)
Biological process (GO): pseudouridine synthesis
Molecular function (GO): pseudouridine synthase activity; RNA binding
Source: RefSeq, a predicted model, not a curated record